AUGAUUGUUUAUAUGUGUGUGGUUGUACACGUGGACUUGCUUGUCACGUGGCUCCUUGAGCAGCAUGCUUCGUUCAUGGGCGAUUCAACUGAAACCGUGGUGGAUGAGCAAACUACAGGCCCCUUCGUGACCGUCCCGACAACUCUGCGGCCGCGCAAACCUCGAAGUCCGCGCCCGCCACCGCCGCCAGUUCCAGAAGAGGAUCAGGUCGUUUUAAAUCCAGCACACUUUGGUCACUUCCUCCACCCUGCAGGCGUGCCUGUGCUUCUGCAAGAAGAGUUUCCAGAGACGCCUCCGGCGCCUCCGCCGUCUUCCUCCCCUUCACCCGCACCGCCUCCGGCUUCGCUGUCCCUCCCGGCUGCGUCGCCUGCGGUGCUGUCGCCUCUCUCCGCCACGCCACCUCUGGAUCCUCUGGCGCUGAGAGUUCCGGUCGGCGGAAGCUCCGCAGAGCCCCCUUUACCUCCGCCGCCCACGACCCUCGAGGCGGCGACUCCAGAAGCGGCCGCCGCCGCCGCGGCGCCAAGUCUCGCGCCCGCAGCUGAGCUUGCAGGCCACGCGGGCUUCGCGUCUGAGGCUCAUGCGAAUGGAAAGAAACAUCUGCCGCGCCCGCCAGUAUCGGGGCAAGUGCGCUUUGGAGGAGAACCUGCACGUGAAGGCGCGGGCGGCCCAACAGGCGAAGCAUCCCAAGAUUCGUCUGGGAAGGUGGCAGACAAAAAUGAUAGCCCAGAGAGGAACGGGGAACAAAGAGCUGAAGCCGAACCGGAACGCAGCGAGGACGACAUCUUCAUCGACGACCCCUUUUUUGGAGACGAAAAGCUCUUCAACUUCGCCGGAGAGCUCAUCGCGAUCGGGGAGGAGCCCGUGGCGCCUGUGGCGCAAGAGCGCGACAAAGCGAUUGGAGAAAAGGAGCAGGCGAGCGCGUAUGAAAACGCCCAGGACAGUCCCCCCGCGGACCGAACGGAAGAGGCAAAGGGGCACAACGACACGUACGGACAGUCUGAGACACAUGCAGGCAUAGAAACGCACACCACAGCGCGCGGCGAGGAGGCCACGCCCUCGUCGCCUUUCCCGAAUUUCGGCUCGAUGCUCCACGCGCUAAACGACAUCAUCGAUACUGGCCAUGUCCACGUAGCGGGUAGAGCGUCAGCUGCCCGCAGAGACAUUAGGCUUAACUUUGAGGCCGGAGUUCAAUGA
This is a messenger RNA of Besnoitia besnoiti, 1194 nucleotides long. RefSeq lists its product as uncharacterized. NCBI's taxonomy places the organism in Eukaryota, Apicomplexa, Conoidasida, Eucoccidiorida, Sarcocystidae. The record is from RefSeq and is a predicted model, not a curated record. The transcript has 3 exons. Bases 1 to 1194 code for a protein of 397 amino acids.